AUGCAGAAUGAAUUCAUCCAAAUGCUGGCAGAUCAUGUCGAAAAAGGAAUUAUUCAGCAAGUCAAGGAUGCCCGAUACUAUGCAGUCAUUCUAGACUGCACACAAGAUUUUAGUCGUGUGGAGCAAAUGUCUCUUGUCGUUCGUUUUGUGGGAAGCAAAGGUGAAGCUGAAGAACAUUUUCUUGAUUUUAUGCCGGUUCAUGAGACAACGGGUGAAUCGCUGGCAGGAACGUUGCUGCAGAAGGUGGAAGACUUAGGACUUUCUUUGAGUAACUGCAGAGGACAAGGUUACGAUAACAGUUCAAAUAUACAAGGAAAAAAUUGCGGCGUUCAAGCUCGCCUUCUGCAACAGAAUCCACGAGCCUUCUUUGUGCCAUGCGGCUGUCACUCAUGGAAUCUUGUCUUAGGCGAUGCCGCUGCUGCUUCCAACAAAGCUGUUUUAUUCUUUGGUACUUUACAAAGAAUUUACACCCUUUUAUCGGCUUCACCAAGACGAUGGAAGCUUUUAACGGAUGCUGUUGGAUUCGUGGGUCUCACAGUCAAAGCUCUUUCGGAAACCCGCUGGGAAUGUUGGAUAGAAAGUGUGAAGGCUAUCCGGUGGCAGCUCCCCGACAUUGUUGACGUCCUGCAACAAGUCUCUACCACUCCCGGCGAUCCCAUGGCACAGAGCGAUGCAUCUUCCCUUUGCACCUUUCUGCAGUCUUUCGAGUUUAUUUUGUCAACUGUUGUGUGGCACGACAUUCUAUUCAAAGUCAACAUCAUGAGCAAAACAUGGCAAACACAUGGAAUCGAGAUGGAUGUAGCAGUCCAACAUAUUGAUGGCUUCCUUGAAUGGAUCCAGGAUUAUCGAGAACAUGGUUUCGCUGCUGCAGACACUACAGCUAAAGAAAUUGCCACGAGUAUGGAUGUUCCUUGCGAAUAUACGCCUGUUAAAAUUCGACGAAAGCGAAGACUGUUUGAUUAUGAAGGUGAAGAUUCCGCAACACAUACCCCACGAGAACUGUUCAAAACAGACUAUUUCCUACGCGUAAUUGAUUCCAUAAGUCAAUCUGUGAAGGAACGUUUUGAUCUACUGAAAGCAUUCUUUCGUGGUUUCGAUUCUCACUAA
Messenger RNA from Penaeus monodon (black tiger shrimp), 1107 nucleotides. RefSeq names its product zinc finger MYM-type protein 1-like. The record is from RefSeq and is a predicted model, not a curated record. Lineage: Eukaryota; Metazoa; Arthropoda; Malacostraca; Decapoda; Penaeidae. The transcript has a single exon. Bases 1 to 1107 code for a protein of 368 amino acids.